AUGUCUUUGCUCAUACCUGGUCCAGAAGCACCUGGAAAUAAUAUUGAUGUAUAUUUGGAGCCAUUGAUUGAAGAGUUAAAGGAUCUGUGGGAAAUUGGAGUUGACACUUUUGAUGCAUCUACAAAGAAAAACUUUAAUUUGCGAGCAUCACUAUUAUGGACUAUUAGUGAUUUUCCAGCAUAUGCUAACUUAUCAGGAUGGAGUACAAAAGGAAAAUAUGCAUGCCCAUGUUGUCAUGAAGAUACUUAUUCUUUGUGGUUGAAGCACAGUAAAAAGCAUUGUUAUAUGGGUCAUCGUCGUUGGUUAGAAAAUAAUCACUCAUUUAGAAACGAUGAAAAGUCUUUUGAUGGCACAAAAGAGAAAAGAAUGGCUCCAACACCAUUAUCUGGUUCUAUGAUAUUGGAUAUGCUAGAAGGCUACGAAAUUAAAUUUGGAAAGAAAGUUAAUAAUUCUCAAUUGCCAUAUGGUUGGAAGAAAAUGAGUAUAUUUUUUGAAUUACCGUAUUGGAAGGAUAAUUUAUUAAGACACAAUCUUGAUGUGAUGCAUAUUGAAAAAAAUGUAUGCGAAAGUUUAGUUGGAACUUUAUUGAGUUUAGAUAUAAAAAACAAAGACAAUUUGAAUGCGCGUCUUGAUCUAAAGUUUAUGGGUAUUAGAUUUGAACUUCAUCCAAAGGAGAGCGAAUAUAAGAGAACUGUCAUACCGUCUGCUUGUUUUACAUUAAGCAAAUAUGAAAAAAUUGUCUUCUGUCAAUUUCUAGAGAAAAUUAAGGUCCCAUAUGGAUAUGCUGCCAAUAUUUCUAGAUGUGUUAAUGUGAUACAACAAAAAAUUCAUGGGCUCAAAAGUCAUGAUUUUCAUAUUAUUAUGACUCAAUUACUACCACUAGCAUUGAGAGGAAUAUCAAGUUCACGUGUUCGUCUACAUAUAACUGCUUUAAGUAAUUAUUUUCGCAUGAUGUAUUCAAAAGUUGCUCAACCACAAGAUUUUAUGCAACUUGAACAAGAAAUAUCAGUCACUCUUUGUAAUCUUGAAAAAUUAUUCCCUCCGUCAUUUUUUGAUAUAAUGGUUCAUUUGGUGAUACACUUAGCUUAUGAGGCGAGAAUUGCUGGACCAUCAGUUUAUCAUUGCAUGUAUCCUAUUGAAAGGUACUUGUCUAAGUUGAAAUCAUACGUUCGAAACAGAAGCAAACCAGAAGGUUGUAUUGCUGAAGGAUAUUUAGCUGAUGAAUGUUUGACAUUUUGCUCAAGAUACAUGGAAGGCGUGGAGACAAAGUUUAAUCGCAAGCCUAGAAAUUACAGUAAUUUGGAAGUCAAUGAAAAUUUGCUUCCUAUUUUCCAAAUGACGGGCCGAAAUUUGGGAAAAAAGUAUAUUAAGAGUUUAAAUGAGGAUACUAAAGUUAAGGCACAUCGAUAUGUGCUAUUUAAUUGCAAUGUCGUGGACUCAUUCAUUGAGGAACAUCGUAAUAUUAUUGCACAACAAAAUUCUCGUCAAAGAGCAAUGACUAUAGAUCGGAUUCAUAGUCAGUCAUUUCCAUCAUGGUUUGGAAAAAAGGUAGAAGAAUUAUAUGAUAACGGAGAUAAUCGAAUUUCUGACGAUUUACAUUAUUUAGCUAAAGGACCAAACAAUGUUUUCAUUAAAUUCAAAAAAUAUGUAAUAAAUGGUUUCAAAUUCCACACAAAAGCAGUUGAGAAGAAGUUAAAAACUCAAAAUAGUGGAGUUAUUAUGACUGCCAAGACUCAAAGUUUUGCAAGUAGUAGUGAUCCAAAUCCUGUUUUUGGAGAUGUUACAUUUUAUGGGGUAUUAACUGAUAUUAUAGAGCUAGAUUAUUCUUCGGGAAAUCGCGUUGUGUUAUUUAAGUGUGAUUGGAUUUCCAGAAGUGGAAUUAAAAAAGAAAAAGAUUGCACAAGAGUCAACCUUUCAAAAUUGAUGCGUGAAGAUGAGCCAUUCAUACUAGCAUCUCAAGCUGAACAAGUAAUGUAUGUGGAAGACCUCAAACACAUAGGAUGGCAUGUUGCUGUAAAAAUAAAUCCUAGAGAUUAUUAUAAUAUGAGCGUGCACUCACACGAUGAGAAUGUAGAAUCUUAUUUGCAAAGUGAAAUGUGUAGUACAAAUUUUGAUGUUGAGGAUGGAGAUAUCAAUUUGAUAAGGAAUGAUAUUGAAGACAUAGCUAUCGAUACAUUGGUGUCAAUUGGUACAAAUGACAUGGGUGAAGAAGAACCUUAG
Cannabis sativa is the source of this 2220-nucleotide messenger RNA. RefSeq lists its product as uncharacterized. Lineage: Eukaryota; Viridiplantae; Streptophyta; Magnoliopsida; Rosales; Cannabaceae. The coding region runs from base 1 to 2220 and encodes 739 amino acids. The record is from RefSeq and is a predicted model, not a curated record. The transcript has 4 exons.